Molecule: messenger RNA, 1920 nt
Organism: Sparassis crispa
Lineage: Eukaryota; Fungi; Basidiomycota; Agaricomycetes; Polyporales; Sparassidaceae
Product: Poly(A) polymerase pla1
Exons: 13
Coding region: 1-1920 (639 amino acids)
Cellular component (GO): nucleus
Molecular function (GO): RNA binding; poly(A) RNA polymerase activity
Source: RefSeq, a predicted model, not a curated record
AUGGCGACCACGAAUGGAUACUUGGGUGUUACACCGCCCAUCGCCACCACCGAAUCCAGCGACAGAGAAAAGGAGGUAACGGUAACGCUCAUGGAAGAACUUCGCCGGCAGGGCACAUUUGAGAGCGAGGAAGAGGCAAAGACAAGGGAGAUUGUUCUGGGCCGUAUAGCUGCACUCGUGCAGAAAUUCGUGAGGACGGUGGCCAUCUCACGCGGAAUGUCUGAGAGUGCAGCAACCGCCGCUGGUGGCAAGAUUUUCACCUUCGGCUCAUAUAGACUGGGUGUCCAUGGCCCUGGUUCUGAUAUCGACACACUCUGUGUCGUGCCAAAACACGUAUCGCGUGAAGAUUUCUUUGACGUCUUUGAGGCUAUGGUCAAGGAGGCCGAUGGUGUCACUGAGGCAUCGGGUGUGCCUGACGCCUAUGUGCCGAUCAUUAAGGUCAAAAUAUCGGGGAUACCCAUCGAUCUCGUGAUGGCCCGUUUAGCUCUCUCCGCAAUACCAGAGACACUGUCCCUCCAGGACGACAAUCUUCUACGAAAUCUAGACGAACGAUGCGUUCGAAGUCUAAACGGCUCUCGAGUAACUGAUGAGAUUCUUCGUCUGGUACCAAACGUUGCUGUGUUCCGAGAUUCAUUACGAUGUAUAAAGCUUUGGGCUCAACGGAGAGCUAUCUAUUCUAACGUUAACGGAUUUCUUGGUGGUGUUGCUUGGGCCAUGCUUGUUGCUCGAAUAUGUCAACUGUACCCUAACGCAAUUGCAGGCGCGAUUGUUAGUCGCUUUUUCAUUAUUAUGUACCAAUGGAGUUGGCCACAGCCCGUACUACUGAAACAAAUCGAAGAUGGGCCACUACCGGUCCGAGUAUGGAAUCCUAAAUUGUAUCCCGCAGAUAGAGCACACCGUAUGCCCAUCAUUACUCCUGCAUAUCCGUCAAUGUGCGCCACCCACAACGUCACCUCAUCUACUCAGAUGAUCAUGACGGAAGAAUUCAAGAAAGGCUCCGAGAUUGUCGAUAGAGUAAUCGUCGGCACUGCGAGCUGGUCAGAACUAUUCGCAAAGCAUGAUUUCUUCCAUAAAUACAGAUAUUAUCUUCAAGUAAUCGCCUCAACAGGAAGUGCCGAGCUGCAGAUCAAAUGGUCUGGCACGGUCGAAUCUCGACUCAGGCAGCUUGUCAUGAAGCUCGAAUACGUGGACACUCUGGCAUUGGCGCAUCCGUUCAUCAAAGGUUUCGAGCAAAUCUCAUAUUGUUUAACUGAUGAGGAAGUACGUGCUGUCGCACAAGGUGAGAUAUCCGACGCCGUAGCGAAGCGCAAGAAAGAAGAUACGGAAGGCAAGGAGGGCGCAAGCGCCGUCUACUCGACGACUUUCUAUAUUGGUCUGGCGAUUGAACCGAAGCAACCUGGCGCUGUUGGUCCGCGCAAGCUAGAUAUUUCUUACCCUACAACCGAGUUCAGCAAACUCGUCAAGAUGUGGGAGAAGUUCGACGACUCCACGAUGGGAAUUGUCGUGCGGCAUAUCAAGAGCACUGCAUUGCCUGACUACGUCUUCGACGAAGGAGAACGACAGCCCAGAUCCGCGUUGAAACGCCCCAAGAACGGGAAGGGUGCGGACAAAAACAAUAAUACCUCGCCCGACGUGCCGAACAAGAAACGACGGUUGGUGCAGCAGCCCAUCGUGACAGUCUUCCCUAAUGCCAUGCCUGGCAUGCUGCACAGAUCGUCGAAUUCGGUGUCGGAGUCGCUUUCUUCUAUGCCUUCUUCUACCCAGCCCCUCAAGAUGACACAAAACGGCAGUGCUACGGUCGAGCCAUCAGCAAGUAGCAGCCUGUACCCGGCGAGCGUCAAGGACCCAGCACAGCUCAGGUCUCCGCAACUGCCCUUCGGUGAAAACGUCGCGGUCGCCACCGGCGCCGGCUCGUCAUAG